GUUUCCAAUCAUCAGAAACGAGAGCGUACUUUCCGACUCCACUGAACACGGCAGACGCUGUCAUGUUCUGUUGCGUUGGGAGGCGGAAGGAAACGCGGAAGGAACCAGGCCCUGACGAUGGAGUCUGUAAUACUGAAGUUCAUCCUCGAAAAUCAAGGAGCAGUCGACAAGGAAUAUUUGACGUGUAACCUCGGCUCAGGCGACGUUAUUGAUGACAUCAUCAGUAAUCGGGAGAUGUUUGUCCUGUGUCAGCCCUUCGGGCAGCAGAAGGUGGUGGCCCGGACCAGGCUGCAGCUGUGCAGAGUCAGAGAGUGUCUGGGCUCCUGUUACAUGCUGCACCUGUGUAAAAAGUUCCUCUUCACCGGAAACUGUCCGUUCAGGACCAGAUGCAAGCUCUCCCAUCAGCUGGACUCCGACCACAAUAUGGCGCUGCUGAGAGUGCACAAGCUGGAGAGUCUGAGCCGUACGGAGCUGCGCACGCUGCUGGUGCAGAGCGACAACUGGAUGAUGCCCGACAUAUGUCACAAUUACAACAAUGGCGACGGCGAGUUUGGCCUGUGCGGGGAGGGCCAUGACUGCAAGAGGCUACAUAUGUGCGAGAGGUACAUGAACCGCGACUGCAGCUGCUUCAAGACCAAUGAUUUUAACGCCGCACAGCCGUACGCGUGCCUCCAGAGGAGAGGCGUGCCCGACGACCUCUUCCCCUCCCUGAGGUCUGUUUAUGCGAACAAACUGGCCUUGAAGUACGACGACAGAAAGAGCUCCGCUGCCGCCGGCGCCAACAGCAACGAUGCCAACAGCGACGAUGGUCUGAACCCACAACAAAGGCAGUGGUUCAGAGGGAGAGGUGGCAACGGGAGCAACAGAGGCAACAGGGGCAACAGAGGCAACAGGGGCAACAGAGGCAACAGGGGCAACAGAGGCAACAGGGGCAACAGGGGCAACGGAGGUAACAGGGGCAACCAGGGCAACAAUCCUGUACGACAACAAACCUCUUCCCCCGACGACAUCGCCGUAGAUUUCGAGGAUUUGGACCUGUACACCGAAGACGGGCAGCCGCUCAACUCCUCCGCCAGUGACGUGGACGGCAAGAACAGAAAACUAAAACCGGAUCAAACUUUGCCGGCGGCCAGUGGGCGCGGCGGCCAUAGCGGCAACCACGAACCGCUGCAGCGGACCCGCUCCACUAACGACAUCCCCGGCGCCGUCAACGCCGAGCCGAGCGGCGGCGACGGGCCGAGCCCGAGACCAAGGCCCGUCAGAGAUAAAACGGCGAUAUGCAUGUUCUUCAUCAAAGGACACUGUAUACACGAGGAGCAAUGCUUUAAAGUCCACAACAAGCUGCCGUACAAAUGGGAGGUCAGAGAGGGCAGUCAGUGGACCGACCUGCCGGAUAAUGAGACGAUUGAGAAGCACUACUGUGACCCUAAAAACACUUACAGUGGCGGCUUCCCACCAGUGAAUUUUGACACGAUGACCCACGGAUCGGGCAAAGUGCGGCGACUCUCGACCACAAACUCUUUGCUCGAGCCCACCUUCAUCCACACCACCGAGUGGGUUUGGUACUGGGAGGACGAGUCCGGGAACUGGAACACUUACGCUUCAGCUGCGGCUGGACACAAAGCAGCGGACAUGGACAGCGCCACGAUGGAGCACAGGUUUCUGAGCAAUGACAAAGAUGUGCUGGACUUCACCGCUGGUUCACAGUCAUACUCACUCAGCUUCCAGGACAUGAUUCAAACAAACAAGGAGUACGGCACCAAGAGGCUGGUGAAAAGACGGCCCCGGUUUGUCUCCGCGGCCGACGUCCUAACAAAGAGAGUGAGAAGGCCACAGAAUUUCACCGCCCUGCCCGACAGCUGGGACAGAGCGCAGAUUCCACAAUCGGGAUUCACGCGAGUCCCCCUCGUGCGCUCCUCGGAGGAAUUUAAGGAGCUCGAGAUUCUUUUCUGUAAAUCUCUGCGAGGCUUCGACAUCGUUAGAAUAGAGAGGGUCCAGAACAAAGCCCUUUGGGAGCUCUUUCAGUGGCAGAAGACGCAGAUGAAGAGCAACAACCAGGGCCGCAAUGUGACCGAAAAGCAGCUUUUUCACGGCACCGACUCCAAAUACGUUGACGUCAUCUGCAAAACCAACUUUGACUGGAGAGUGUGUGGAGUUAAUGGAACGGUCUUUGGCCAAGGUACUUACUUUGCCCGGGACGCCAAAUACUCCCACAGCUACACCGGGGACUCUGACGUCAAAUCCAUGUUCGUCUCCCGGGUGCUGGUGGGAGGCUACACCAAGGGGCACUCCAGCUACCGACGACCUCCCCCCAAGGACGGCGGGGACAUAAACUUCUUCGACAGCUGCGUCGACGACGUUAUGGAUCCUUCCAUCUUCGUCGUGUUCGACAAGCUCCAGAUCUACCCCGAGUACGUGCUGCAGUACAAGGCCACGUACAGCGCUGUGGCGAGACCGGCUCCCCAACCGGUCCGCCCGGCUCCCCAACCGGCCCGCCCGACUCCCCAACCGGCCCGCCCCAGCACAUAUGUUGCUCCGCCCACUACACCCUCAUACAAACCCAGCGCAUAUUCGAGCCAAACCCACCAACCCUCAUAUUACCAACCUGCACAACCACCGCCAACUCCUCCCCCAAAGAAGAAUGAUUCCUGUGUAAUUGCUUAAGGACAAUGGUGACGUGAUGGCAGGCCUCUUUUCUUUUUCUUUUUUAUGGAUAAUUUAAGGAGCUUGAUGGCGCUUGUGCAGACUGCAUUGGGUAAUGGUAUCCAUUAAAGAGUGCAAUGAGCAGCAGAGUGACUUUCACGCAGUUGCAUCACUUAAGAGUGCUUGUUUAUGUGGAAGAACAUGUUCACACUAGAACAAUCAAUCACGGAUUGAAACAGUAUAUUGGAAUUAUGAGUUUCCAUCCAAAAUGAAGUCAACUUUAACGUUUGGCUUUCAUCAGUACAUCAACUCUUCCAAUCUUUCUCUAUUUCCGUCGUGUCCCACUAAAAACAGACGGAUGGAAAGGCGCUUAUUGAGGUGUGGUUAACCUAAAUGUUUGUGAAAUGCUGAGACAGACAUUUGCUCAGGGAAUUUUAUAGAUCACAAUGACAUCAAAUAGUCCUAGUCAUUAUUACAGCCGACAUAGCUCCUCGAGGAGUAGAGGGCGACAUAAUCCUUAUCUGCAUCCUAAAAUGAGUCAUACCACUAAUAGCUUCAUAUAAACAAGAUGUUGUAGGCUGUUUGAAGUUAAAGCAUCAUUUCUAGUUUUUGUGACUAAAAACUUAAAAUAUCUGUAUUUUCCAAAUUGUACUGUUGGAAAACUGCUGAUUAUGUGCUUUUAAAUAAAUAAUACAUGCAUAAACUGCA
Messenger RNA from Cyclopterus lumpus (lumpfish), 3351 nucleotides. RefSeq lists its product as uncharacterized. Bases 118 to 2664 code for a protein of 848 amino acids. The record is from RefSeq and is a predicted model, not a curated record. Gene Ontology annotation, molecular function: metal ion binding; NAD+ poly-ADP-ribosyltransferase activity. The transcript is spliced from 12 exons. Lineage: Eukaryota; Metazoa; Chordata; Actinopteri; Perciformes; Cyclopteridae.